This is a messenger RNA of Sarcophilus harrisii (Tasmanian devil), 551 nucleotides long. RefSeq names its product beta-microseminoprotein-like. The coding region runs from base 38 to 319 and encodes 93 amino acids. The transcript is spliced from 3 exons. The record is from RefSeq and is a predicted model, not a curated record. NCBI's taxonomy places the organism in Eukaryota, Metazoa, Chordata, Mammalia, Dasyuromorphia, Dasyuridae.
UCCAGUCAUCCUGCUCGUCUUCCUCCUCACAGUUGACAUGGGAGAUACAAGCUGUUUUCAAUUAGACUUCCCACCCAGUGCUAAAGGCUGCUUCAUGGAUGAUGAUUACUAUGCAAAUGGGAAAAAAUGGAGGACUAAAGACUGUCAAGACUGUAGGUGUUACGAGAAACACAUGACUUGCUGCCUCAGCUACCUAAUUCCCAUUAUAUUCGACAGAGAAAAUUGUGUAGAUAUUUUUGACCUAAAGACCUGUAGUGUUCACAUUGUGAAGAAGGCCAAUCCUGGUAAGAAGUGUGAAAUUAUGAGUGCUUCAGGUUAAAGUCUUUGAAUUUCUCUCUCCUGUCAACAAAUUAAGAAGGAACUCACUAAGAUCUGGAGAAGGAAGAACUGCACUCACUAUUGGACAGAAUCAUUCUCAUCUUUAGCUCCAAAUUCAUUGUAUUCUCCCCAGUUCUCAUCUGGUUCUACAUAAUCUGUUUUCCUCAGAUGCUGUGGAUUAUAAUUUUUCAUCUGCUAAAUGCAGAUAAAUAAAUUAUCUUCUUCAAGUUUCA